AUGGAGCAGUUGAAAAUGGGUGAAGUUGCUAGCUUCCUUAAACCGACACCGAUACUCCACGAAGACUCCAACUUUGAUGGUAGACUGUGUCGUUCGAUGAGCCAGCUUGUCUACGUGCCUUCCGAGUGGGUGAUUCAACAUUUUCUGUUUCACGAAGCCAACAAUAAAACACUUGAAUCUAAAGAAUUUUCGUCAAAGGAGUACCCGCGUUUGAAAUGGAAACUCAAACUUCACCUUGAUCAAGCAGAUACAACCAGCUACAAUGUUUCGUGUUGCCCCAAUCUAAAUCCAAGAGAUUGGGGGGAAAACUUUCUACUGAAACAUUCAAUUGUUAACAAGAAGGGCGAGAAAGUCCACCUGCGCGAAAACAAAGUUCCCAAAUCUUCAAAUGAGACUUUCUGGUGUUAUCCGCUCAUCGACAAAAAGGAACUUAGGAGUAAAUCGAAUGAAUUGCUUCUGAACGGCAGUCUUACCAUCUUCUGCGAAAUUCAAUUGGUAAUACCCAAGAAAUGCACAUCGCAUCAAAAAGAAAUAUUUCAUUCUAAAAGAAACUUGGAAGAGAUUUUUCAAAGUAUGAAGUUUAGUGACGUCACUAUAGACGUUCGAGGUCAAAUGUUUCGAGCACAUAAAGACAUUAUGAUCUCUAAAAGCAAAGUAUUCGCAGCUAGGUUCGACCAUCCAACUGAGAAGAUGUUGGAUUACCUAGAAGUCACCGAUAUAGAGCCGGAUGUAUUUCUGGAAAUACUGCGCUUCAUUUACAGUGGCCAGGUGCCUUUCACACAGAUAGGGAAGAAGAAAACAAUUGUACUUUUGAUCGCCGCGGACAAAUAUCGACUUGAAAGCCUCAAAUACCAAUGUGAGACGCAGUUGGUGGGAGUAAUGUCCAUUGAAAAUUGUGCCUAUCUUCUGUCACUUGCUGAUUGCCACGGAGCGUUUAAUUUAAAGCAAAACGCGCUGGAAUUAUUCCGCCGCUUCCCAACACAAGUGAUGAAGACGGAUGCCUGGAAAAAUCUUCACCCGAUAUUUUAG
Daphnia pulicaria is the source of this 1029-nucleotide messenger RNA. RefSeq names its product speckle-type POZ protein-like. The transcript has a single exon. Gene Ontology annotation, molecular function: ubiquitin protein ligase binding. The record is from RefSeq and is a predicted model, not a curated record. Gene Ontology annotation, cellular component: nucleus; cytoplasm. The coding region runs from base 1 to 1029 and encodes 342 amino acids. Gene Ontology annotation, biological process: regulation of proteolysis; proteasome-mediated ubiquitin-dependent protein catabolic process. NCBI's taxonomy places the organism in Eukaryota, Metazoa, Arthropoda, Branchiopoda, Diplostraca, Daphniidae.